AUGAACGUUCCCGAAAUCUUUGUGGAUGGCGAGCAAUCGUCACAUUCACAACCGUCCAAGCGCCAAUCGUUUUUGGGCUUUUUGGGUAAGACUAAAGAGCGUUUCCGAAGCCCUUCUCCAGGAGGCAGAAGCAGGGGGAAUUCUCAUUUGGACGUCAAAAUGGAGUCGCUGGCAAGUUCAUUUACCUGGACAGAUGAAAUUCCUUCACAGCCAAAGCUCGCCGAAUUCCGUACCAAGAUCAAGUGGGUCGAAAAGGCCCAGAAGGUGUUGGAUGUUGAACAGAAAUGUGAGUAUGACGGGUACCGUGACCAGCCAGGUGGUUGUGAUUGUUCUGUUUGCCAGAACUGA
Yarrowia lipolytica CLIB122 is the source of this 348-nucleotide messenger RNA. RefSeq lists its product as uncharacterized. Gene Ontology annotation, cellular component: cell division site. NCBI's taxonomy places the organism in Eukaryota, Fungi, Ascomycota, Dipodascomycetes, Dipodascales. Gene Ontology annotation, molecular function: protein binding. The record is from RefSeq and is a predicted model, not a curated record. Gene Ontology annotation, biological process: negative regulation of G2/M transition of mitotic cell cycle.